Rhinocladiella mackenziei CBS 650.93 is the source of this 1674-nucleotide messenger RNA. RefSeq lists its product as uncharacterized. Gene Ontology annotation, biological process: zinc ion transmembrane transport. The coding region runs from base 1 to 1674 and encodes 557 amino acids. The transcript has 4 exons. Gene Ontology annotation, molecular function: zinc ion transmembrane transporter activity. Gene Ontology annotation, cellular component: plasma membrane. The record is from RefSeq and is a predicted model, not a curated record. NCBI's taxonomy places the organism in Eukaryota, Fungi, Ascomycota, Eurotiomycetes, Chaetothyriales, Herpotrichiellaceae.
AUGAAUUGCCCAUCACAUGUCGACGACAGUCUGCUUCAUCCCACAUGGAAUCAGAGCCCCCCUUUUCUCGCCUCGGAUCUGACAACCCGUCAAGACCUUAGUGGGAGAGCAAACUCCCGUGAGCACAAGUAUGGGGAUCAAGCAAACGACGGCGUUUCAACAUAUCCAAUGCAUGAACUGCUGGAGCCGUGCGCUGAUACCACCAAGAAGAGACCCGUCGCUAGCCUGGGGGGUGAGGAGCUCCCGCGAGAGACGAUUCAUCGAUCUCUCAAAGGGCUAUAUACCUCUCCCCCCCAGCUCAACGACUAUUUUCUAGGACGCGUUUACCACGCUGCAUAUUUUACACUACACAUUCUUGGAACGGGAUGCUUUCUCGCCGUGUUGCUAUGCGGCAUCAAGAUCCUUGCUGACCACUGCUUGGGAUCUGCUCCUUCGGCUGCAUGGCCAGAACCUGAUUCACCGUUGUCGAAGAGAGCCGCAUGUGCUACGAACAACCCUGGCCACGCAAAGGACUACAACAUGCCCCUCCAUAUCGGCUCCGUCUUCAUCAUUCUGUUCGUAUCAUUUUCAGCAUGUGCCUUUCCUUUGAUUGUUCUCAAACUACCAUUCCUCCGCAUUCCCUCCUUGUUUCUGUUCGCGGCUAGGCAUUUCGGCACUGGAGUGUUGAUCGCCACUGCAUUCGUCCAUUUGCUGCCAACCGCAUUUAUUAUGCUGGGUGACGACUGUCUAGGAGAAUUCUGGACCUCAGACUAUCCAGCAAUGCCUGGUACCAUUGCUUUAGCAGCUAUAUUUUUCGUUACCAUUAUUGAGAUGGUGUUUACACCAGUUCGGUCUAUCGUCUCCUCUUCUCUGCAGCAAUCACGGGAAAGAGAACAACAGGCACCGAGCAACAGUCCCACUGGUUGUUCACAGGGUACGUUGGGAGAUAGAACGCCUCGUGGAGAAGUCGCACAAGGCAGUGACGUUCCCAUGCGCAGUCUCGGCUUAUUGAAAGGGAGAUCUUCCAGCGUGGGUCGAGAAGUGGCCAGAAUGGACGAGGCACAGGUGCUGUCUAUUGAACGAGAACGCCUCGGUCAACGAACAGCAGGAGCCACCACCGGCAAGCAGCCUGAAAAAGCACGCACAGCUCUCAAACUUCCAGGCACUAGAGGCCUCAGUAUUGAAUUGACACCCGAACAGAAGCACCAAAAGGCAGUCAUGCAAUGUAUCCUCUUGGAGGUCGGAAUUUUGUUCCACAGCAUCUUCAUUGGCAUGGCCCUAGGCGUGUCUGCUGGGAGCGAAUUUGUCGUUCUCCUCAUUGCCAUUAUAUUUCACCAAACUUUCGAGGGCCUUGCUCUUGGAUCUCGCAUCGCUGCCAUUGAGUGGCGCAGGAAAGUCUUUCAACCCUGGAUAAUGGCACUUGCUUAUGGUUGCACAACUCCUUUCGGUCAGGCUUUGGGCAUGAUUCUGCACACGCUCUAUAAUCCAGAAUCUGAGACGGGUCUUCUCAUGGUCGGUAUUAUGAACGCCAUCUCGUCGGGCCUUCUUAUUUAUGCUUCUCUCGUGGAACUGCUGUCCGAGGACUUCCUGAGUGAUGAGAGCUGGAGGAUUUUGAGAGGCAAGAAAAGGGUGAAUGCUUGUCUGCUCUUGUUUGCUGGUGCGUUUGGCAUGAGUUUCGUUGGCGGCUGGGCUUGA